GAAUCAUAUUAUUCUACCCGCUGUACUUCCUACCGUCUUCGCCAUCCUCCUUGUCCCGCAUGUGAAGCCGUGGGACUUAUGAGCCCCCAGUGAUUACCCCGCACGGAAGCCUGGACACUCGCCCUGUGUGGCCACUGUGCUCAGUGGUGGACGAAGAAGAAGAAAUCUAAAUGCACUCUAAUGCUCGCGCGAUGUCCACGAGCAUGCUCGUAGCUCGCAUGUGGUAGCUCGCAGCUGCGAUCUACGUAUUCGAUAACGUUCAUUCAGUUCGAUGCUAGUGAAUCGGGUGGUCCGUUCAAGCGCUGGUUCGUUCCUUGCUACGUGAUGACAAACCCUGAUAUCGAAACUGUGAAAGCCAUUAUCCGCGCCUUGCUGAUUGCGGACAAGCGUCCACUGACCGUCCGUCGCUUUCUCAGUGAGUACAGAAACAAUGAGGGACACGAGUUACCGUGGAGAGCGUUUGGCUUUUCCAACGCUUUAAGUUUUCUCAGAAGCAUAACGGAUACCGUUCGGGUGUUUCAAGCCGACGGUGACAACUACAUCCAAGCGACAGUGACCGAGGAAGUGGAACAUGUGCAAAAACUGGUGAGCCGACAGAAGGAUCCUGGGAGUCAUUCCAUGGCCCCACGCAACUUUGCCCUCCGCCAAUUUUUGCCCCGACCACUGUGCGUGAAACCUCCGUACGUGAACUCUACGCCUUAUUGCGUUCCGAAGCUUGUAAAGGACAAUAUUUUUCGCUUGGUGAACGGCUUCCCUGAUGGUAUUAACGCACGUGACUUGGAAGAAGCCUACGGCAAGCAGUACGGCUCACCUGUGUGCUAUCAACUGUACGGAUUUCACAGUGUCGAAGACUUUGUAGUGGGACUAUCGGACGUUCUCAGUGCAACGCGGAAUUCGAUUGGGAACGUGAAAGUGGUGAGCAGACCUGGCUACUGUGUUGCCCAGACGUGGGAGGUUCCUCCGUGGCGUCCACAAUCACCCGUGCCACCGCAGGCGAUUCAGCCUCGUAGCCGGCAAACUGCAACCUCCACGGCUUCCGCUUAUUCCACGUUGGCUCAGCCACUGUUCGCUAAGCCUUACAGUAAUCCUGCGGCUGCUUGUGGAGAUUCCAGGAGCAAGCCCUUGAUAAGGAGGCCUAUCAUCUCCACAACAAAAGACAAAAGCUUGAUGAACGCUCAAGGCGGCCCAUUCGUGCAUGACUGUCCUCCAUCAGGUGAUGGACUUCAAAGCUACAGCCGCAGACGUGCCAGUGUGGACAAAGUUGACAUCCCACAAAAAAUUCUGGAUGAUAUCCAAAAGGUGCUCAGUGAGCAUCCGGAGGGUGUCUGGCUCAUGGACUUCAUGCACCUCUUUGAGCAGCUACAGCCGUCAGAGUAUGGCUUCAGUAGCAUCCUGGAGCUUCUGGAGAGCUACUCAUCCCUCUUCGUCGUCAACCGUCCCAUCCCGGACGGAGACUUCUUGGUUUGUCUCACUGCCAAAGCGGUAGAGACCUGGGUUCCUCGCUGGAGAGAGGCUGGACCUUCUCUGCCUGCAUCAGUCGUGUCAACCCUUGGCAGACACCUGCGAUCUGCGGGUCCUCAGGGUGUGACUCUGAAUGACCUCCUCCGCCUCUACGAAGGAUCAUGCGGGGUGCCACUGUCCCUCUCUGAGCAUGGCUUCACUCGGUUUGCCUUUGUCCUCUACCUGACGGCGCACCUGCCGCUUAUCUUUGAACGAAGCGACAACAGAGAAUUCGUGCUGCAAUGGACAGGCCCCAUCGAAGAACCGCCCAAGAAUCCCGCGGAACUUGCCUGUGCUGCCAGCAGCGCAGUCCACCACGGCAGUCACAACAGUGCCCUCAGCUGCGGGCCCUUCAAUGCGCCGACCGUUCCAUUAGGGGUCGCCCCUAUGGUUGCCCCUCCCCGACCAUCUGUGGCUGCGCAGGAAGUGCUCCUGCCAACUAGCCCUUUCGUGGUGCAAGAUGGGCUGUCCGAAUACGAUUAUACGCCGGUGUAUGUGUCCCAGGUGUACCAUCCUCACCACUUCUACAUCCAGCUCAAGAGCACGGAUACCACGUUCAAGCUGGAGGCCCUCAUGGACGAGUUGGAGAAGGUGUACGACGGCCACUACUCGGACAGGUAUGGCGUUGAAGACAAGCACAUACAACGGGGCUUUCCGUGCGCCGCCCCUUAUGUGUACGAGGACGACAUCAGGGACUGGCACCGAGCUCAGGUCACGUCUGUGUGCCCAGAUGGGCUCUCCUGUCAGGUCUUGUAUGUGGAUUACGGAACAGAGGCCACUGUGCAGAAGAGUGACCUCCGCAAGCUGAGGAAUGACUUUUUCAACCUUCCUGCGCAAGCGAUCCAUGCCAAGCUGUCUCACAUAAAGCCAGCAUCGAGAUCUGGCUGGACAGAGGCAUCAACGAAGCGCUUGCUGGAGCUGACGAAUGAUGACCGCACGCUUAUGUGUAAAGUGAUGGAGAAAGAGGGUAGCACUUACCCAAUUUUCCUGUGCGACACGACAACUGUUCCGGAGAGGCACGUCUCCGAUGUUCUGGUAGACGAAGGACACGCCCAACCGCUGUACCAGGAGUCGCCGGAACAGGCGGUUGCCACGGGGAGUCCUGCGCUCCACAAAGGUGCCGAACUUCCGCAAAGAGCUGCUGCUGAGCCACUCAGUCUCGAAGUGGUAGAGGACUUCAUGAGCGUGCUGCGCCGAGAACUAGACGAGCCAGUGAGACCAAAGGCUGUGAAACCGGAAUACCUCCGUACGGGACACUGUAUCAUGGUAGUCAACAUCGACCGGCAGCCGUACCUGUCGUCUGCCAAUGUGUCUGAACUGCUGGGCUUCCCAUCUGACAGGGUUCUGCAAUUGUUGGAAGCGAAGGAGAUUCGCUUUCCGACGAUCACCUUGGAUAAGAAAGAGCACCUGCAUCUGUUCAACCAGAUGGCAAGCUACGACGUUCCCGGCGUUAAACAGCGGGAACUCCUUGUCCCAAAAUUGACAGUCUUUCCUCUGGGCAGUGUGAAUGAUCUCCUCAACCUCUUCGACUGCCAGACCAAGCAGCUGAGACAGGAAGUGGCCGCGGUUGUCAGCUCGUUCGACCCCCUGUCUCCAUACUGGCAGAAUUUGUCGGACGACAGUGAUACAGAGGACACUACAUCUUUAGAACAGCAGCUCACGGCCCUCAACGCUCGAAAAAUAGAAAUCUGCAAUGCAAUGAUGAGGGGCGAUUUUUCAACGGAGAACGUCGAUGAGCUGAGGAGCGUCGAGGAGGAGAUGGACAAAUUUGAAGCGGUCCUUGCACGGAGAGAUCAACGGAUUCCUCCAGAAGGGUCUUGAUUUGGCUUCGGACCUCCAGCGUUCAUCACGUGGUUUGCGAGUGCUUCGAACUCUCCAUCGACACAUUUUAUUUAAAUAGCACAAUGUAUGCAUACUCAAGUCAUCCAUAAGAACCCUGUGUCAUGGUAUAGGUGGUAUAGCAGUUUUGGGGCCGACAAUUGCGCUUCUGUGGUGGUCCCAGUGACAUCUUGAACAUACGCUCAAUGGAUGUCGCCUAAAGUUGUCCUGUGGAUUGUCCACUUUUUGUCGGUGUCCACGCUGCAGUGUAAAGGAUUACAGACUGUUUUUGUUGCCCUGAGAAUCCCAGUGAGAAAAAAUAAAUUUAUUGUAAAAUAUUGAAA
Molecule: messenger RNA, 3662 nt
Organism: Ornithodoros turicata
Lineage: Eukaryota; Metazoa; Arthropoda; Arachnida; Ixodida; Argasidae
Product: tudor domain-containing protein 5-like
Exons: 22
Coding region: 325-3321 (998 amino acids)
Biological process (GO): P granule organization; piRNA processing; spermatogenesis
Cellular component (GO): P granule
Source: RefSeq, a predicted model, not a curated record